CUUUACCGGACCAAGGAUGCUGUAGUCUCCAGAAACAAAAGACUUGAAGGUUUUCAAAACGCUGCUCGAAACCAUCACGAAAAAGCGUUGCUUUUGUUUAGUCAAGCCGUUCUCCGAUCACCCGCAACAGGAAAUAUAUAUAAGAGAGAUGACCAUGAUUUUGUUAGCAACAUUUUCACACUUUGCGACGGAUCGUCUUCGAGUCAACAACAUACUUUUUUUCGCUUUCAACAACCAUGGCUCAUACCAACGGUAUCGAUGUUGAAAGACUGUUGCGCGAACAAGUAGCUUCUAUAAAGUCGGUGGAAGAGUAUAAUUAUUGGGAAAAACAAUGUCUUGAAUUUAUUGAAUCGUUGGAAGAGCAAGUUUCGCCGAAUAAACGCCCUCGAUUGAGCACAGGACAUCAACACUCUGUAACUGCGAGAAUAAUACGUUUGCAAGGGUUACUGGAAGUCACACGUUCACGGUUUCAACAUACCGGCGCAGGACUAAACGAUCGAGGAUUAGUCUGGAAAGAAAUUAAUUCAGCGUUCGUGAAUCGCAUAGUGACUGGCGCCGUGAUCAAUCGAAAUUACAUAGUACCACGCCAGUUCUUGAAGGAUGCAUACGAUUUGGUUGAAAAGCGAGUGAAGGAUUGUAUAGUAAAAUUUAAUAGUGUUAAAGUUAAUACAGAGUUCAAUGCCGAGUUUGCUACGGGUGAUCAGCGUACUCAUAAAAGUAUCAAUACGGCUAAUGUGGAACUUUUUCAAACGUCGGAUUUAAAAGAGUGGUAUGAAGAGCGAGUGAUUGAGCCCACUUUGGCAUCACUUGACGAGUUUCAAGAAUGUGAUAGUGGAUGGACAUUGGUUUCAAUCACCAAUCUCACGGUAAAUAUCAAUAAAUAUAAUCCGAUGCGUGCGGGGUGCCACAUUCGAUUGCCGCGAGAAAUAAUGUUGAAAAAAGCCGUUGUCAACGUUAAAUCAAAUGACAACGCAUGUUUCGCUUGGGCUGUGGUUGCCGCUCUCCACCCAGCUGAACUAAAUGUUAAUCGUCAAAGUUCGUAUCCGCACUACUCGACGAUUCUGAAUCUUCAGAACAUUGACUUUCCGAUGACGCUGAAUCAAAUUAAAAAAUUUGAGCAAUUGAACGAUGUCUCGAUAAAUGUGUAUGGUAUAACGAAAAGUGGUAUUGCACCUCUUUACAUUACUAAGCGCAAAAGAGGAAGACACGUCAAUUUGUUGUACAUUGAAAACGAGGAAGGGGACAGAAUUGGCCACUUUACACUGAUUAAAGAUCUAUCCCGCUUAGUGAGCAGCCAACUGAGCAGCAAGAACCACAAAAAAUAUAUUUGUGCCCGGUGUUUGCAGUAUUUUUCAAUGGAGAGCAAGCUACGAGCUCAUGAGUUGGAUUGUGGCAAGAUGAAUGAUUGUGCCAUACGAUUACCAGCGGAAAACGAUAAAUGGUUGGAAUUCACAAACCAUAAUCGGAAGGAGCGCCUACCAUUCAUCGUCUAUGCUGACCUGGAGUGCGUAUUAGAGAAGACGGGUGAGAGAGAAAGAGAAAAGAAUAGGCAGCACCAUCAUAAAGUUUUCAGCAUAGGAUUUUACGUUAGCUGUUCAUACGAUUCAUCCUUAUCGGGAUAUUAUUCACGUCGUAGUGAAGAUUGUAUUGGAUGGUUUGUGGAACAGUUGAAAGAAUUGGCACUCCGCGUAGAAAAAAUUUUACUAAAAAAUGUGCCGAUGAAGGAAUUAUCGCCAGCUGAAUGGAAAAAAUUUCGAGAGGACGUAAAUUGUCACAUUUGUGAGAAACCCUUUGUCGAGAAAGAACAACGUGUACGCGAUCAUUGCCAUCUAACGGGGCAGUUUCGAGGUCCGGCUCAUGGCAAUUGCAAUUUAAAUUACAAAAAUUCAUUUUUCAUUCCGAUUGUUUUUCACAAUCUAUCGGGCUACGACGCGCAUUUCAUAAUAAAGGAGGUGGCCACAGCGUUUGAGGGGAAAAUCGAUUUACUCCCUUUAACAAAAGAAAAAUACAUUUCUUUUUCAAAAACAGUUAAAUCAUCGUCACAUGACUAUAGAAAAGAGAUAAGACUCCGUUUUAUUGAUUCAUUCAAAUUUAUGAGUUCAAGUCUUGAUAAAUUAGCAUCGCUCCUGUUGAUUGACCAACUUAAAGUUUUAAAAUCACAAUUUUCAAAUAUUUCACACGAUGAUUUCACUCUUUUGACGAGAAAAGGAGUCUUCCCGUAUGAAUAUAUCGACUCUUUUGAAAAAUUAAAUGAUACAGAGCUUCCACCUCGGGACGCUUUUUACAGUUCUUUAGCAGACACAACAAUUUCUGAAAGUGAAUAUCAACAUGCACAAACAGUUUGGGAGCGAUUUUCAAUUCAAACGCUGGGGGAAUAUAGCGAUCUUUAUUUGAAAACGGAUGUCCUUUUACUGGCAGAUAUUUUUGAAAAUUUCCGAGUUAGUUCAACAAAGUUAUGGGCUUGACCCAGC
This is a messenger RNA of Venturia canescens, 2471 nucleotides long. Its product is annotated as SET and MYND domain-containing protein 4-like. Gene Ontology annotation, cellular component: cytoplasm; nucleus. The record is from RefSeq and is a predicted model, not a curated record. Gene Ontology annotation, molecular function: nucleotide binding; DNA-directed DNA polymerase activity; DNA binding. The transcript is spliced from 3 exons. Gene Ontology annotation, biological process: compound eye photoreceptor development; DNA replication. The coding region runs from base 237 to 2465 and encodes 742 amino acids. NCBI's taxonomy places the organism in Eukaryota, Metazoa, Arthropoda, Insecta, Hymenoptera, Ichneumonidae.